Molecule: messenger RNA, 455 nt
Organism: Scutellospora calospora
Lineage: Eukaryota; Fungi; Glomeromycota; Glomeromycetes; Diversisporales; Gigasporaceae
Source: the annotation of a GenBank genome assembly
UAGAAAGUGAGGUCGAACAUCAUCCUCAUCACCACAAACAUGGAAAAGUAGAAAGUGAGGUCGAACAUCAUCAUCAUCACAAGAAUCAUUAUAAGGAAGAAAUAAAAUGGAAGCCCGAAUAUAAAAAGAAAUAUUUUACUGAAACCGUUGAACAUGAAAAGGUAAAAUAUAAGAAAGUUCCUUAUUAUAAGACCGUAGAGAAAUUCAAAGUAGAAAAAUCUACGGUUUGUGUCCCAAAGGUCGAAGUAAAAACUGUUCCUUAUUACGAGACCGAAAAAUAUUACAAAAAGAAAUCUUAUAAGGACACUUCCUAUGAGUUAAAAAAGGAAUCUAAAGUGGUGAAAGUAGGAUCAAAAAAGAUAGUAUAUAAAAAAUAUGAGGAUCACAAGGAGGAACAUUGCACCACUACAACCUCCGCACCUUGCACCACAACUCCCGCUCCUAAACUAAUUUAG